AUGCGGAAGAAGCACUUUCACGAAGCCAUCACACUCUUCAACUUGGUGGAGCGGGAGGAGGAGGUGAUGGAGGCGGUGCUGGUGGGGCGUGGCAUGGCGCACUCACUGCUGGGCCACCACCGCCUCGCCCUCUCCGACUUCUCCACCGGGGUGAAGCUGUUUCCCAGCAAUGCGGAGCUUUGGAGGCGACGAGGCUUGCUGCACGCCGGCAUGGGCAAGAGGAGAGAGGCGAUGGCGGACCUCUCUCGCUCGCUGCACCUCGACCCCACCAACCAAGAGGCGCUGCUGCACCGAGGCACGCUGCACUUCCACGCUCACGAUUACUGGGCCGCCAUCCGCGACUUCUCCACUCUGCUCGAUGCACGCCCGCCCGACCCACUUCUAUUUAACGCCCUCGGUUUGGCGCUAGCAGGGGCGGGGGAGUGGCGGCGGGCAGCGGAGGUGUUUGAGCGCGGGGCGGCGCUCUUCCCGCGGGCCGUGCAGCUGUGGCUGGAGGGCGGCCGCGCCUUCAAGGAGCUGGGCGCCGUGCAGCCCGCGCUGCAUGCGCUCGAACGAGCCGUCGCCCUGGAGGAGUCAACGGUGGCGUACCACCGCCUGGCAUCGCUGCACCAGCUCACAGGCGAUCACAGAGCGGCGAUGGAGAGCGCGCAGAGGGGGCUGCGGGGCAACCCGGGCGACAUCGAGCUGAACCACGCUGUGGCCUCCGCCCUCCACGCCCUCGGCGACUUCCCCAGCGCUCUGAGGCAGUACGACCAUGUGCUCAGCCUCAGUGCGGGGGACACCCCGGGUGCCUUCCAUGUGCUGCAGUUCAUGGCCUUCUAUCAGAGGGAGAUAGCGGCGUACACGGUGCUCCGCCUCGACGCCCCCUUCACCGCCUUCCACCUCGACCACCACCUUGACGUCAACUUCCGUGAGGCGUGGGUGAAGAAGCUCUCGCCGUGGACGCUCUUCCCCGCCUACCAGCCCAUCCGCCUCACCCAACCAAUCCUCUCAGCGGCCUCCCAAGCCUCGCUGCCGAGCCUGUCGAAGCAGGCGCUGGUUCUGAUAGGCGAGGCGGACAGCAUGGGGCAGCGCACGCAGUACCACGUGGACGGCUUCUUCCCCAACCAGCGCCAGUACCGCAUGGCAGGGCUAGCCAUGCUUGACAUCAUGCAGCGAGUCGCGUCCACGUGGCAUGCCAUGGCCUCUGCCACGUCAUCACAGCACAACAGCGGAUCUCAUGAUGCCACGUCAUCACAUGAAGCCAUGUGCUCACCUGCCGCAGCACUGGACAGUGAGGCCGCUGCACCUCCAGCCGCGCCUGACUCCCCCUCCCCCUCCAUGCCUCCCGCGGCACCCACUGCUCCUACUGCUGCCACGGCGCCUGACUCCGCUGUGGCUGGCAGCAGCCACAAGGGAAGUCCCAGCAAUAGAGGGACGGGUGAGCAGGGCAGGCGGCGCAGGGGCAGAGGCGGCAACAGCAAGAGCAAAGGCAGGGGGCAAGGAGGCGAGCUGAUUGGUGGGUGGAGGGAGGUGUUUGACAGAAUCGUGCGGUGGAGGCAGAUUGCCGAGCCAACCGACACCGUUGCAUGGAUCGAUGCUCUCAA
Closterium sp. NIES-65 is the source of this 1586-nucleotide messenger RNA. The record is from the annotation of a GenBank genome assembly. Lineage: Eukaryota; Viridiplantae; Streptophyta; Zygnematophyceae; Desmidiales; Closteriaceae.